Necator americanus (New World hookworm) is the source of this 312-nucleotide messenger RNA. RefSeq lists its product as uncharacterized. The coding region runs from base 1 to 312 and encodes 103 amino acids. The transcript has a single exon. The record is from RefSeq and is a predicted model, not a curated record. NCBI's taxonomy places the organism in Eukaryota, Metazoa, Nematoda, Chromadorea, Rhabditida, Ancylostomatidae.
AUGCGAAAGUUGGAAUGGGACGACAUGGGAGUGAAGGUUGAUGGUCGGCAGCUCCACCAUUUGCGGUUUGCUGAUGACAUCGGACUGAUAACACAUCAGCGAAGCGGAACGAAUGCUGACCGAAUUCGACGAAACAUGUGGGUGCCUCGGUCUUCAGCUGAAUCUGCAAAAGACGAUGUUCAUGCGCAACGGAUGGGUCUCGGAUGCCCCAUUCACGCUCAACAGAAGGAACAUAUCGGAAUGCAUCAGCUACGAUACAAUGACAUUUUAGACCAUGUUGGUGUUGAGAUGAAAAAAGGAACGAGCGACUAG